Molecule: messenger RNA, 878 nt
Organism: Urocitellus parryii (Arctic ground squirrel)
Lineage: Eukaryota; Metazoa; Chordata; Mammalia; Rodentia; Sciuridae
Gene: Chmp4c
Product: charged multivesicular body protein 4C
Biological process (GO): late endosome to vacuole transport via multivesicular body sorting pathway; vesicle budding from membrane
Cellular component (GO): multivesicular body; cytoplasmic side of plasma membrane; ESCRT III complex
Source: RefSeq, a predicted model, not a curated record
GGAAAUGCCCAGGAGUGUGUGUCACCUGCGCCCGCAACUUGUUGAUUCCCGGGAGCGUCGUCUGCUGGGUCUGGACUUUCUCGCCCCCUUGUCCCCUGGGCGCAGCCCUGGGGAGAUACGGAGACGCCCCGGAGACGCCCCGGCACAGCACUAUCCCGCAACUCCACAGCCAUGAGCAAGUUGGGCAAGUUCUUUAAAGGGGGAGGCUCCUCUAAGACCCGGGCUGCUCCCAGCCCCCAGGAAGCCCUGGCCCGACUUCGGGAGACUGAGGAGAUGCUGGGCAAGAAACAAGAGUACCUGGAGAACCGAAUCCAGAGAGAACUGUCCCUGGCCAAGAAGCACGGCACGCAGAAUAAGCGAGCUGCAUUGCAGGCGCUAAAAAGAAAGAAGAGGUUUGAAAAGCAGCUCACUCAGAUCGACGGCACCCUUUCCACCAUUGAGUUCCAGAGAGAAGCUUUGGAAAACUCCCACACCAACACAGAGGUGUUGAGGAACAUGGGCUUUGCGGCAAAGGCAAUGAAAGCUGUUCAUGAAAACAUGGAUCUGAACAAAAUAGAUGACUUGAUGCAAGACAUCACAGAACAACAGGACAUUGCCCAAGAAAUCUCAGAAGCAUUUUCUCAACGGGUUGGAUUUAACGAUGGCUUUGAUGAGGAUGAGUUGAUGGCAGAACUUGAAGAACUGGAGCAGGAGGAAUUAAACAAGAAGAUGACAAAUAUCCGGCUUCCCAAUGUGCCUUCCUCUUCUCUCCCAGCACAGCCAGAUAGAAGGCCAGCCGCAUCCUCCUUUGCACACCGAUCUCGAGCAGCCUCUUCCAGGAGGGUAGAAGACGAAGACGAUGGUAUCAAGCAGUUGGCAGCUUGGGCUACUUAAUCUAA